GUGUGACAUAAAGUCUUUAGAGGAUUCCCUCUUCAAACGUAUAAUUGUAACUCAUGAUGAAACCAUUACCAAAUGGCUUGAUCCAGAAUCUGCAGUUGCCAGUAGAGAUGCUUUGGCAAAUUGUGUUGUUGUUAACACUUUUUGUAUUUAUCCAGAAGAUGGUGAAGCACCACCAAGUGGAGUGGAUGAUAGGACAAAGCUGGCUUAUUUUCAUAAGCCAGGAGUUCUGCAUAAUUUAAAUUCGAGAUAUGAUGUCAAUGAAAUAUAUAGUUAUGAUCAAUUAAGGAAUCAGUUAGUCAAUAUGCUUAGUGGCGAGAGUGAAGUGGGUGAAACGGAAAGCACAAAAUUGCUCAUGCAGUAUCUUGCUUACUUGGGAGGCAGAGCUGCAUCUGAGGGGAGGAUUGUCGCACAGCAAGUCCUGGAGUCAAAUCCGGUUCUAGAAGCAUUCGCUUUGUGGUCCUUUGUCCUCGUGUACCUUUUUCAGUAUCUUGCUUACUUGGGAGGCAGAGCUGAAUCUGAGGGGAGGACUGUCGAGCAGCAAGUCCUGGGAG
Messenger RNA from Ilex paraguariensis (yerba mate), 551 nucleotides. The record is from the annotation of a GenBank genome assembly. Lineage: Eukaryota; Viridiplantae; Streptophyta; Magnoliopsida; Aquifoliales; Aquifoliaceae.